AUCCGAUCGCCGACGGACGAGACGCAGUGCAUGACGUGUCCGGAGGGUCACAAGCCGGACGCGCGGCGGGAGAGCUGCCUGGAGAUCCCGGCGGUGUACCUGACGCCGAGCAACGGGUGGGCCAUCGGGGCCAUGUCCUUCUCCGCCUUCGGCAUCCUCUUCACCCUCUUCAACUUCUACGUCUUCCUCCGCUACAACGACACGCCCGUCGUCAAGGCGGCCGGCCGCGAGCUCAGCUACGUCCUCCUCACCGGCAUCCUCCUCUGCUACUCCAUCACCUUCCUCCUCAUCAUCAAACCCACCGACCUCGUCUGCUCCAUUCAGAG
Molecule: messenger RNA, 326 nt
Organism: Bemisia tabaci
Lineage: Eukaryota; Metazoa; Arthropoda; Insecta; Hemiptera; Aleyrodidae
Source: RefSeq, a predicted model, not a curated record